This is a messenger RNA of Thermochaetoides thermophila DSM 1495, 1023 nucleotides long. RefSeq names its product gamma subunit-like protein. The coding region runs from base 1 to 1023 and encodes 340 amino acids. The record is from RefSeq and is a predicted model, not a curated record. NCBI's taxonomy places the organism in Eukaryota, Fungi, Ascomycota, Sordariomycetes, Sordariales, Chaetomiaceae. Gene Ontology annotation, cellular component: oligosaccharyltransferase complex. The transcript is spliced from 4 exons.
AUGCGCUGGCUGCCGGCCCUCCUGUCGGCAGCAUCGCUGCUGCUCACAGCAGUCAACCCGGCCGUCGCCGCCAAGUCUGCCUCUGCGUCUAAGAGAGCCCCCGAGGAGCGCUUCAACCACUUCCACGCCAAAUCGCUCUCUUCUACGCCCGUCAAGCUCUCCGAUGCGUCCUACCGCGAGCUGACGGCCGCCCCGCGCGACUACUCGGUGGCCGUGCUCAUGACGGCACUCGACUCGCGCUUUGUGUGCCAGCUGUGUCGCGAGUUCCAGCCGGAGUGGGAACUACUUGCUAGGAGCUGGACGAAGGGGGAUAAAAAGGGAGAGUCGAGGCUGCUUUUUGGGACGUUGGACUUUCUGGAUGGGAGAGAUAUCUUUAUGAGUUUCGGCCUGCAAACCGCCCCCGUGCUCUUCCUCUUCCCUCCCACCGUCGGCCCGCACGCCUCGGGCUCGUCUGAGCCGAUUCGUUAUGACUUCACCAAUGGUCCCGCCCCCGCCGAGCACAUCCACGCCUGGCUCUCUCGCCACCUGCCUAACCGCCCUCACCCCCCAAUUAAGCGCCCGAUCAACUGGAUGCGCUGGAUCACGACGAUCGUCCUGCUGGCCGGCGGCGCGACCGCCUCGCUGGUUGCCUGGCCGUACGUGCUGCCGGUCGUGCAGAGCCGCACGGUGUGGGCAGCCAUCACGCUGAUUUCCAUUCUCUUGUUCACGAGCGGGCACAUGUUCAACCAGAUCCGGAACGUGCCAUACGUAGCGGGAGAUGGGCGAGGCGGCAUUGCGUAUUUUGCGCACGGGUUUCAGAAUCAGUAUGGGUUGGAGACGCAGAUUGUUGCGGCGUUGUACGGUAUCCUCGCCCUGUCGGGCAUCUCCCUCGCCAUCAAGGUGCCUCGCAUGACGGACCCCAAGACUCAGAGCGUCGCUCUGCUCGCUUGGGGUGGCGUCAUGUACUUUGUUUACAGCUUCUUGAUGAGCAUUUUCAGGGGAAAGAACCCAGGUUAUCCUUUCGCGCUGCCCCCGUUUGUUUGA